GGGCCAGACAUCUAAAAUGGGAGGCAAGCUGAGCAAAAAGAAGAAGGGAUAUAAUGUGAACGACGAGAAGUCCAAAGACAAGGACGCCAAAGCGGAGGGCGGCGCGGCGGAGGAGAGCGAAGCUCCCAAAGAAAACCAGGAAGAGAGCGCCGCCGCCGACGCUAAAGACGUGGCUAACGAUACGGCGGCUAAAGACGCCCCGGCCCCAGACGCUGCGGCUAAAGCGGACGAGAAGAAAGAAGAGGCUAAAGCCGCUAACGCCGAGCCCGCCGCAACCGAGGAGAAACCGGCCGCUAAAGCUGAGGAAAAACCAGCCGCCAAGGAGCCCGAGGCCAAGACUGCGCCACCUGCUGCAGCGGAGGGCAAAGACGAGGCCAAAAAGACUGAGGCCCCCGCGGCACCAGCCACCAAAGCUGAGCCCAAGCCCACGGAGGCAGCACCCGCUAGCGCGCCCGCCAACGCUAAAGAGGCUAGCUCCACACCAGCCGCAGAGCCCCCCGCCAAGGACGCCAACGCCACAGAGGCGCCGAGCAAGGAUCAAACCGUAGCAGUUCAAGAUUAAUGGACAGCUCUUUUGGGAAAUUGAAGUCAACAAUGUCAAACAAAAAUCUGAAGAUGAUUAAGUCGCCCAUGCAUAUUCUGAUCGGAGAUUAACAAUAAUAAUAAUAAUGUUCAGAUAUGUGGAGACAACUGGACUCGAGACACCACCUAGAGGAGAACCCGCACACUGCUGCACAUGGGACUAUUGCUAUUAUUAUUGUUAGCUUUUACUUCUUUUCUGAUGUAGUAUUUGAACUUUGGUACGAGUCUGUUUUGAGCUUUUCAUUUUUUCCAUUUCCAUCCAUGACCUUCCCCCCAAACGUCCCUCCAAAACCGACCACAGGCACACGAACCCAACGCUCUCGUCAACUUGAGAAACCAAGUUCGUCUAAUCUCAUCGAUAAUUGUGACCAGGGCCUUUCCAUUUGCAAAUAAAACUCUAAUGCUAAUACUGAUUUCAAAUAGUUUAUAUUUUAUUUAGGAACUGCAACGAGAAAAAAGAACAAAGUCAUAUUUCUAUAAAUAAACUUUAAAACACGCAAGCAUGAAAAUAUUUGUACUAUUCUUGAAACGUGAUGAUGAUUCUUUGUUAAUAUUAUACUAAUAAUGCAUUCUGACGCAUGAAUCUUCUUAUAAUCAACCCGAAUUAUUUAUUAAAUUCUGUACCAAUCUUGACGUAUUUUUCAGUUUUUGCAAAUUCUAAUGCAAUAUUUCUAGAUCUAGUUUCCUUCACGGCGAGGUGACCGUCAUCUACUCCGACUUUUCACGCAUAAGUUUGACUCAAGUCUGUGGCACAUAUUCUUUUUCUUCAUCUCUCUUUUCAAAUAUUUCCUUUUUCUGAACGUUUUCUUCAAAGUCCAGAUUUCCACGUCUUUACCAGCAGUAUUCAUCUCUAGAAUAACUUUUAUUUUAUACUCUGAAAAUUAUGAUAUCGUCAAAAACAAAACACACCUUUGGCACUAAACCAAAUGUAGACCAAUAAAUCAGAGGUAGACAUUUUUCAAAAGAGAUUUUUUAUGAAAUCAUUAAAGUAGAUUUUUAAUAUUUGUAAUUAAAUCUACAAAUCCGUUCUGUCUUUUACAAAAAAAAAUACAAGAUUUUUUAAGUAGAUCUUUUAACAUUUACCUAGAACUUAACUUUGCACAUUAGUUACAUAAAUUAAAAACGUCUAAAUUUAGCACAAUACAAAUUUUGGAGAUACCAGUUGAAAAGUUCACAUUUGCCAAGGACUAUUUGAGUACGAAUCUCGCUGCUUAGCCCCAGAUCUUUGCGCCUGUGUGGUAUCAGCGACAUUCCACAUCACAAAGGCCUGUUUAUUUAGCGAAACCUCUGGAAAUCCGAAAGAAUUCCCUCAUUUUCUCAUCCAUGUUCACCUCCUCCUCCUCCUGCGUCCCUCACAGCACAUAUGGACUGCACACGUGGGCGGCUGCACUGUAAAAAAAAAAACGCGCUCAGAACUGCAUGGAAUCCUUUAGGUCCUUAAUCUGUUCAGCAGAGGUGGGCAGGACUCGUCUACGUUACAUUUACUCGAGUGUUUUUAGUCCUACUCGAGUCAUUUUUAUUGAUUUGAACGUUUGUGUUUCUUGCUCCGCUCCUUCAGAUAACGUUUGGUUUUUCACAUUUUUGUGGUUCGUCCUUUGAAAACAUUUUGUGGAUUAUUUCAAAUACACCAACUUCAAAUUCUAAAUCAAAAUGUCACGUCCAGACAGUUUUCCUAGAGUAGUAGUCUGUCCCCAAAUACAGACUAAUACAGUGUACUUCUGUUUAAGUAAAAAAUAGUAACAAUUCUGAAGUAGCAGUACUUUUAAUCAAGUACAAUUUUGGCUUAUCUGCCCACCUCUGCUCUUCAGCCAGUACAAAAUACAAAAUGCUAUUUAUACAACACAAUACUAGUAGUAUAUCCCCAAAUACAUCGUCAUUUCUUGGACCUUUACUUUGUACUUUUACUUCAGUAAUAAGUAAUUAUUUUGAAGUAACAGUACUUUCAUUCAAGUACAAUUUUGGGUUUUCUACCCACUUACAAUACUAGUAGUUUAUCCCCAAAUACAUAGUCAUUUCUUGGACCACUACUUUGUACUUCUACUUGAGUAAUAAGUAAUAAUUUUGAAGUAACAGUACUUUUACUCGAGUACAGUAUUGGCUUCUAUACACACACUUCUGCUAUUCCGUCAAUACAAAAUACAAAAUGCUAUUUAUACAACACAAUACUAAUAGUAUAUCAUCAAAUACAUCGGAAUUUCUUGGACUACUACUUUGUACUUGUACUUGAGUAAUUGUUUUGAAGUAACAGUACUUUCAUUCAAGUACAAUUUUGGGUUAUCUACCCACUUCUACUAUUCAGUACAAUACUAGUAGUAUAUCCCCAAAUACAUUGUAAUUUUUUGGACUACCAUUUUGUACUUCUACUUGAGUCAUUUUGAAGUAACAGUACUUUUAUUAGAGUACAAUUUAGCUUAUCUUCCCACUUUUACUAUUCAGUCAAUACAAAAUGCAAUUUAUACAAUACAAUUCUAGCAGUACAUCCUCAAAUACAUUGUCAUUUUUAUGGACUACUACUUUGUAAUUCUACUUGAGUAAUUAUUUUGAAGUAACAGUACUUUCAUUCGAGUACAAUUUUGGGUUAUCUACCCACUUCUACUAUUCAGCACAAUACUAGUAGUUUAUCCCCAAAUACAUAGUCAUUUCUUAGAUCAUUACUUAGUACUUCUACUUGAGUAAUAAGUAAUAAUUUUGAAGUAACAGUACUUUUACUCGAGUACAGUAUUGGCUUCUCUAUGUAUUUCUUUUAUUCUGUCAAUACAAAAUACAAAACGCUAUUUAUACAAAACAGUACUAGUAUAUCCUCAAAUUCACUGUCAUUUUUUGGACUACUACUUUGUACUUCUACUUGAAGUAACAGUACUUUUACUUGAGUACAGUUUAGCUUAUCUUCCCACUUUUCCUGUUCAGUCAAUACAAAAUACAAAAUGCAAUUCAUACAAUACAAUUCUAGCAGUAUAUCCUCAAAUACUUCGGAAUUUCUUGGAUCACUACUUUGUAAUUCUACUUGAGUAAUUAUUUUGAAGUAACAGUACUUUCAUUCAAGUACAAUUUUGGGUUAUCUACCCACAUCUACUACAGUACAAUACUAGUAGUUUAUCCCCAAAUACACAGUCAUUUCUUGGAUCAUUACUUAGUUCUUCUACUUGAGUAAUAAGUAAUAAUUUUGAAGUAACCGUACUUUUACUCGAGUACAGUAUUGGCUCUACACACUUCUUUUAUUCCGUCAAUACAAAAUUAAAAAUGCUAUUUAUACAACACAGUACUAGUAGUACAUCCCUAAAUACAUAGUAAUUUUUUGGACUACUACUUUUUAACUAUAAGUAACAAGUACUUUUUACUAGAGUACAAUUUAGUUCAUCUUCCCACCUUUCCUGUUCAGUCAAUACAAAAUACAAAAUGCUAUUCAUAAAAUACAAUUCUAACAGUAUAUCUUCAAAUACAUCAGAAUUUCUUGGAUCUUUACUUUGUACUUCUACUUGAGUAAUAAUUUCAAAGUAACAGUACUUUUACUCAAGUACAUUUUUUGACCUCUCUACCCACCUCUGCUCUUCAGUCAAUCCAAAAUACAAACUGCAAUACUCGAGCUCAUUUGGUUCCGUUCAAUCGUGCUGCAUGCUCAUUGGUCUACUACUAUUACUACUACCGCAACGCUCGCCUCCUAUUGGCCAGUCCGUUUGUGCCCGCCCCCCUUCCUCCGCCCCCUCUCCUCAGCUGGCUCUCGGGGUCGGCGGCUUUCUCCUCGGCAGAAUCCGUAGCAGCCAAACCAACCGGCGGAGCCCCCGGCCGCCGCCCCCGCAGACCCGCCCUGACUCGGUAAAUUUGCAUGUCUGUGGUUGGGUGAAUCUGUAGUCCUGUCUUUUUGGUCCCCGUGGAAACCAAACUGAUCUGAUCCGGUGUGAACGUGUGCCAGCCGGGUGCGUCCCUGCCCCGCUCACAUGGGCACGGUGCUCGUCAAAACCAAACCUGUCAAAGUGAGAUCAACAUUUGGACAUAUUGUGUGUAUUUGUAAAAAUGGUGCAACAAUAAAAUCACAACAAUUGACUCCAAA
Molecule: messenger RNA, 4630 nt
Organism: Boleophthalmus pectinirostris (great blue-spotted mudskipper)
Lineage: Eukaryota; Metazoa; Chordata; Actinopteri; Gobiiformes; Gobiidae
Product: brain acid soluble protein 1 homolog
Exons: 1
Coding region: 17-562 (181 amino acids)
Source: RefSeq, a predicted model, not a curated record